ACAAAGAAUUCGAGGCUUUGGCUAACUAUUUGCUUACCUUACUUCAAAAUAUAAGUACACUCAAUUGACGUCAGGUUAUUUUUGAAAUAAUACUCGAAACCGGUAUUUAAACAAAAAAUAAACUAUCAGUGUGUUCAUAACUGCAGGUUUGCUAUGAAUCCGCCAUCUGAAAAGCAAAAGUAAAUCAGAUAACUUUAAAAAAUUAACUGUUCUUAAUUAUUUUUGUGUGUAUUUGUAGGGAUGAAGAUGGUCAAAUGCCGUUUUGGAAAAAACGCAGGAACCUGGUGGCGUUCCUGGCGUUUCUGGGAUUUUUCAACCUUUAUGCGCUCCGGGUGAACUUGACCGUAGGAAUCGUAGCUAUGACAUCGUCCAUAGACACCAGAGUGAGUUCAUAAAAAAACAAAAAAUCAAAUAUUCCUGCACCUGGGCACUUGGGCUCAUAUACUAUAAGAAAGAUUCAGAUUCAUUUAAAACAUUUAAUGCAUAUUAUUCUUUAUGUAGGUAUUAAUAACAAAUAUGGUAUAUACUGCAUAACGUACCCGUAGUAUAUACUUUUAAACUCAUACCUACGAUUUUAUGUUGUUUGAUUUCUAUUAGGCUAAGAAAAUUGGAAUUUUAUUGUUAUAAUACCAUGCAGGGACGUACGCAAAUUAAGAGUUUUGGGAGGUGUUUUUUAAAAUUAAUUAUUACAAAUUAUAAUAUAAUUAACAAUAAUUAACCAUUAAAAUAGAAUAAGUAAAUAACCAUACAAAAAAAAAAAAACAUUUCGGUGGGGGGAGGGGGUGUUUGAACACCCAAAACACCCUCCUGCGUACGUAACGAUACUAUGAGUUCUUGAUUAUUAAAUUAUUAUUAUCUUGACAAUUAUGAUAAGUAUGUGAGUAUUACAAAUAAGUAAAAUAUUUUUAUGAGACAUUUGAAACAAUUGUAAAUGUUCUAUGUUUCAGUAUUUAUUCUGUAAAAUUAUAAUUAUAAUUUAAGCACCAAUUUUAAAUUUCAAUUUAAGUUGUUAAUUAAAUAUUUAAAUAGGUAAAAUUACUUCUAUGGUCUACAUUUACAAUAUAAAUAUAAAUAAUUAUUGGUGAUAUAAUAGUAUAACCCACCGGAACACUUAAAGGUUUUUCAGUUAUGGCUAUGUUCAGUGGCGGAUUUAGGGUAAUAUGAUAAGGACGAUCACCUCCGCCCUAUCCACUCUUCAAUAUACUCUUAGCCCAAUUUUAUUCUUAGCUUGAUUCGUCAUUGAGUUGUCCUAAAAUAAGUGCUUUCUAUGAUUUUUUAAAUCGACAUCCCCUGUUAUCUUGUCCUAAAUCCAUCCCUGGCUAGGUUAAAGAUAAAUAGGUUAGAUUCUUCUUUAUGGAACUAGCAUGUUGUAUUAUAUAAAACUAAAAUAUUUUUUCUUGUACAAUAUUUUUUCUAGCCAGGAGAGUUCGACUGGGAUUCAAAACUCCGCGGUAUCGUUUUGAGCGCGUUCUCGUACGGGUACAUAACCACGCAAAUGGUCGGUGGCACACUCAGCACUAAGUUUGGCGGUGUUAAGCUGAUGGGCUGUGGCAUGUUAAUGACCGCGUGUUUCACGGUCCUCACCCCGUUCGCUGCCAGAUAUUCUGUUUAUCUAGUGAUCGUGUUUACAGUCGCCGUUGGGGUGUUUCAGGUUCGUCACAGUUAAGCCAGAGCCAUAGUAAAUAAAAUUUCGAUGGAGUAAUCAUUUUUAAUAUUAUUUAACUUUUUUUUAUAUGAUAAAUAAAAACAUCAAAAUUAUUUAAAUAACAAAUAAAUAAAAAUAUUUCGGGGGGCACUUGCUCCCAGUGCUCUCAUUUCCCACUGAAAUUUACCUACAGCACUGGCCAAUGCAGUGUAAUAUGAACAUAUUUCGCGUUUUUAAACUAAUAGUACAUUUUAAUAAUAAUGUGAAUGAACUAUACAACAAUAAAAUUGAGUAAAUAUUUAUUUAGAUUUUGAGAAAAAUAAAUUGGUUUCCCUAUACAGGGUAAACCAUAAAGAUAUACCAAUUGUCAUAUCUCCGGAAAUAAUAAAGUUCAACAAAUUCUAUUUAUUUUUAUAUAUAUAUAUAUGUAUACAUAUAUAUUACACACAGGGAUAAAGACUACAAAUAUUUAUAUUUCAAUUAAUUUUUUAUGUUUUGGUAAAAAACUAAAAAAGAUUUGAAGAUCGUCAUUUUAUAGCUUUUAUGCUUUAAAAAUUUUGACCUAUGAACUUUUUAUUUUCAUUAAAUUCGUGAUUUUUAAUAUUUUUUUAAAAUUUAGUAAAAAGUACUUAUAAUUAUACAACAGGCUGUAAUCGAGUUCGUUAAUUCAUUGUUAUUAUUAUGGCUAAUUGACUGUAAACUUCUUCUUCAAACUUUAAAUAAUUAUUAAAAAUCACGAAUUUAAUGAAAAUAUAAAGUUCAUACGUCGACGUUUUCAGAAGAAUAAACUAUAAAAUAGCUAUCUUCUAAAUUAUUUUUAUGUUUUUUAGGAAAUCAUAAAAAAUUAAUUGACAUAUAAUUAUUUAUAGUCUUUAUUCCUGUGAGUAAUAUAUAUAUAUAUAUAUAUAUAUAUAUAUGUAUAAAGAAUUUGACUAUCUUUAUUAUCUCCGGAAAUAUUACAAUGAGUAUAAUAUUUUAGUGGAACAUCCUGUUAAAUGUGUUCUUGAUCUUGGACUGAAAUUCAAAAAUAAUAAAAGCUACGAAAUUAAUUCUAAGUACCAUAAACAAAUAAUAUUAUAUAGUAUUUUCACAAUGAUUUUCACGACUUAGAAUCAUAUAUUUUGACACUAUUAUGAUUAUAAUUGCAUGUAGACAAUUUUGUUUAGUUAUGGUUACUAAGAAAGUAAUACAAAUUGCAAACAUAACGCUCAACAAUGAACAGAUUCAACAAGUGAACGAAUUCUGCUAUUUAGGAAGCCUGAUUACAAUAAAACUACAAGAAAUAACAAGACGAAUUAAACAUUAACAAAACAAGUUUACGUGAAAAAACGGACGCUUAUUCUCACAAAAUAUCUACAUCUGAGUAUCAUUUCAAAAAAAAAAUUCAUGAAAACUUACAUUUGAAGUACAGUACUUUACUAUAUGGUUGUGAAACGUUGGAUAGGUUUUACCUCUUACCAACUACUUAAAAGAACAGCUGCAUGUAACAGACAUGAAUGGUGACAAUGACAAGGCUUAGCCUUUAGAAGCUAAUGAGUUAAAUGUGUAUUGAAGGUGUAUUUUUUUUCCUUGUAGUAAUUGGAUAAACGAGAAAAUGUACACAAUAACGAUUUCUAUUAUUUUAGAUUUUGUGUUUUUGUUAUAAUUCUUGUAGUGAUUAGGUAAUUUAAUAAGGUGAAAAAACUCGACAGCAAAAAUUCCAAUUCAAUUGCUUUGAUAUAUUAUUAAUUUAUAGAAUAAAAUAGAAUAUUUACAUAAAUAGGGAAUCGUGUAUCCGAGCAUUCACGCCGUUUGGUCGAGAUGGGUACCACCCGCAGAACGCACAAAGUUAACGUCGAUCGCUUUUUCCGGUAAAUACGCAAGCAUGAUCGUUGGAUAUCCGGUUUGUGGAUGGUUGGCAGAAAAAUUCGGAUGGACAUACGUUUUUUAUGUUCCUGGUGAGACGGUUUCUCGAGUGACUUGUAUCCGAUUGUAGUUGUUAUUAUAAUAGCGUUCUGUCUAUACAGGUUCUGCGGCCAUAAUUUGGAGUAUCGUUUGGUUGACGUACGUCGGUGAGUCUCCUGCAGAAGACGCUUAUAUUUCCGAAGAAGAACGCGAACACAUUGCCAGUUCAAUAGGUCCAACGGGUACAGUAAAAAAAAGUACGGCCAUAUUUGAUUACAUGUGUUGAUAAGUAGUUACAUCUUAAGCGUCUCAUACACUAUAUAAUUAGUACGAUAGAUUGUGCAACUUUGUCUGAACGAUUAUUGUAAUGUGUACGGUAUAUAUUUUUAAAUUGUUUUACAACUUGUAGUGCGACGAUAUUGAGAUCGAGCGUGCAUAAUGUCGAUCGUUUAACGGGAGUUUAGAAAAUCAAAAAAUCACCUGUCUAAUGCACCAACUAGAUAAAAUUUCCUUUUAGAAUAUGUGCUACAUUUGAGAUCAGAGCAAGUUUUCUUUUCGAAAAAUUGUUUAUAGACCAAAAGAAAUAACUUCGCUCCGAAUCUAAAAAAGGACAUAUCAUAGUAAAACCUAUAGAUCCCAGCACCACUCAGAAUCUAAAGAAGUGUUUGCGUUCGCGGUUAUCACAACACCCCAACACCACUCACUGUCACAGCGAACGUGAUCAGUCAUGCGCAAAUACAAACUCGUUUUUUUAAAAUUUUGGAAUUUUCAAUUAGACUACUAUAAUAUAAGUUUAAACGUAAAAAUACUUUCAAGUACUCACCUGUUAUAGAUGAUAAUGGCACUAUACCGAGUGAUUCAUUUAAGUGAAUACACUGUUUACACACUCAUUAUCUCAGAAAGUAUUAACUGUUAUUGAAAUUUGUUUUCUAGAAAAUUUAAGAAAUAACCAGCUCUACAAUUUUAUAUUUAUGUUAUUUUUUGUCACACUUAUUUUUGGGGGUAAAACUAUUACUUAUUUUUGAAAAUCAAAAGUAAGUAGUAGUAUUGAAAUUGUAGAGAAACUUGUUUCUUAAUUUUUCUAGAAAACAAAUUCCGGAAAAAGUUAAAACUUUCCGAGAUAAUGAGUGUACCCACUUAAAUGAAUCACCUAGUAUAUUUUGAUGCAAAAACACCGUUGACUUUUGAUUCGAAUCUUGACGAACAUUACACUAUAAUAUUUGUGACAGCACUUUUUAUUUUAAUGUAUAGGUAAUAUUGACUCUAGAGAAAAAAGAAAAAAGAGCAGAGACAAAAGAAAAAGAACUCUGACACCAUAUGAAAAAGAAAUCGUGGCAAUUCUACACUGCCUUAGCCAAGAGCACUGAGUUCACGGUCCAUCACUGAAAUAUUUUAGUUUCUUAAGGCAACGAAAAAUGUAUUGGUUUGACUAUAGUGUAUUUUUGUUUGUUUUCGUUCUUGGAAAUGACUUUUCUACCAGAAAUUUUGCUCUAAUCAAAAAUGACGAGACCUUUCUUGAUAUAUUUUUGAUCCUGUUGGUGAAUAAGUAAGUCGUGUUUUGAUUUUUAACCGGUUUUCUUAAUAAUUGGGCAAAACCGGGAAAAAUGUAGAAAAAACGGGAAAGUUUAAUGGCUUACAACUAUCACAUAAUACAAUUCGUUCAUCUUGUCGUACGAUUGAUUUUAUUAUGUAUGUGACGCUUUUUGGUUAUUGCAGUAAGCACCUUCGUUUUUAUUUUUAUUUUUUAUUUUCAGUCGGUUUUUUAAAUUAUCCAUGGAAAUGUAUUUUUACGUCGGCACCGGUUUGGGCGAUAAAUUGUGCUCAUUUUUGUGACAAUUGGGCAGCCUACACGUUGUUAACGCAAUUACCGAUCUACAUGAACGGUAAUUACCGAUGCCUUAUGUCAUCCAGUUUCAAAGUAUCUAAACCCAGGAGAAAAUUAAAGUCCGAUGAAAAUAUAAAACAUCACAGCAUCAAAUUGUAUUAGUUAUAAUAAUCUAAUUUGCAUUAUUCUGUGUUUGUUUUGUGUUCUUGCAUUCACGAAUAGAUGAUUUAAAUUAUAGAUUUUCCAUUAUACAUGAAACGGGAUAGCGUUUAAUGACCCAUUUAUUUUUAUGAGAGAAUCGUGAAUAAGUAAAGCAAAACUUUUCAAGAGUAAUUCCAUAAACAAAUUCCCAAACUAUUUACUUAUUUACUGAUUUUUCAGUAUAUUAAUUUCGACGCUUCAAAAGUAUAUUCAAACUGCUAUAAAAUAUUUAAAUAUUAAGAGGACGUCACAGUACCUAAAAUUUUCUUAUUUAUUUAACGGGUAAUUUAUGCAAAAAUGUAUUUCCAUACUUCUAAUAGUACUCAGGAUUGAAUAAACCUAAAACAAAAAUUAAUUUACUAAAUUAAAUACUGCAACAUUUAAAAUGUUUUUAAAUGGUGACUUUUUGAUAUUUAUUUCCCAAAAAAUCAUACUACAAACUUAGAAAGAAAAAAAAAUCGUUUUUAUCUUAAUAGAAAAUCGUUGAAAAAAUAGAUAUAUCAAAAAAUUCCUCUGUGAAACAUAUUAAAUCUUUUCUUCUUUAAUUUAGUGAAAUAAUUUUUAUUUUAUGUCUAUUACAUCCUAGAUAUAUAUCCGAUAUAUAUGUACCCUAUAUCUAAUAGACUCUCAGAGUAUGUACUGUUGGAAUUUUGAACAUUUUUGAUAUAUUUCCCGUUAGAUAUACAGAAAUGACAAAACAUGUUGCUGUGACACACUCUUAAUAAUAAUAGAUACUUUAAAAUGAGACAUGCGUUCGUUCCACAGAUAUCCUGCACUUUGAUAUAGGGAAAGGAAGUUACCUUUUAGCGCUGCCGUAUACCACUUUGACUAUUAUCAUGCAAGCCACUGGAUUCCUUGACUUUUGGAUUAAACAAAGACAAAUGUUGACUACAACGCAAGUAUGCUUAAUAAAAUAUUUUUUGUGUAGGUAUGAGUAUAGUUCACAGUACAUUAAUUUCAUAUUUUUUAGAUAAGGAAGCUUUUCAAUAGUAUUGCUUUCCUGAGUAGAGCUGUUUUCUUGUACUUGGCUGCGUAUUCUACAACAAAAUUAGAGUCUAUAAUUUAUUUGACACUUGCAUUAGGUCUUGGAGGAUUCAUUUCAGCUGGAUUUAUGUAAACGCUAGUCCGAUGGUAAGGAUAUUUUUGUAAUUCUACUUUCAUUUUUAUUUUUUUUACAGCGUUAACCAUUUAGACAUAGCACCGCAGUACGCCAGUCUUUUAUUAGGACUCUCAAACACGUUUGGAACAGUACCCGGAUUUGUCUCGCCUACGUUGACUGGUAUGAUUGUUCAACACAAAGUAAAUAUUUCGAUCGCUCUCUAUUUAUCGAAAUCAUAUUUAAAAUAUUAUAAUUCUAGAGCACUGAAGAAUGGAAAAAGGUGUUUUUGAUCGCGAGUGUUGUACAGAUAUUCGGUGCGAUUUUCUAUGUCACGUUUGCAAGUGGUGAACAGCAAUUUUGGGCUAAUAUCGGAACCGAAUUCAAUAAAAGCCUUGAAAACCAAACCGAAAAAAAUAAAAGCUACCACGACAGCAAUAUUAAAGAAGGAAAAAGCUAUGAAAACAAAAUAUUCGAACAAUAAAUAAAAAAUACAAAAAAAGUUCACUAUCAUUUCAUGACUACGAAUUACAUAUUUUUUUGAUUCUAAGCAUAAUGUUGACUCAAUUGGUUUUACUAUGUUUUAUUUUUCUAUUUGUGAACAAUUUUUGAACGAGAAAUUUUUCUCUGUUUACAUUAACUGUAAGGGUCAAUUCUGUGGAAUAAUUUUACCAGUAGAUACAUUGUGGUUUUAUUUUAUUUGUCUUGUGUACUCUGCUUAAUAAUGGAG
Cinara cedri is the source of this 7381-nucleotide messenger RNA. NCBI's taxonomy places the organism in Eukaryota, Metazoa, Arthropoda, Insecta, Hemiptera, Aphididae. The record is from the annotation of a GenBank genome assembly.